Molecule: messenger RNA, 2331 nt
Organism: Phanerochaete carnosa HHB-10118-sp
Lineage: Eukaryota; Fungi; Basidiomycota; Agaricomycetes; Polyporales; Phanerochaetaceae
Product: glycosyltransferase family 57 protein
Exons: 9
Coding region: 102-2216 (704 amino acids)
Biological process (GO): protein N-linked glycosylation
Cellular component (GO): endoplasmic reticulum membrane
Molecular function (GO): dolichyl pyrophosphate Man9GlcNAc2 alpha-1,3-glucosyltransferase activity
Source: RefSeq, a predicted model, not a curated record
CGUCUUCAAAGCGGCAUUUGCGGUCCCUUUCCUUUGCUUCACAAGAUUCCUCGCAUAGCCUGCCACAUACCGGCCGGGCACCACGAGCGCGAACAUCGAGUAUGGUCCACUCCCCCGCGACUGGUGUCCGCGGCAAGGUAUCGGACAUCGACCACUCCGACAUUGUCGCACCGGUUCCGCGAAGACAUCUAACUCUCCAACGUUCUGAGAGUCAGCAUUGGCUUGGUUCGCCUCCUUUGUCUCCUGUUUCUGCUGUCUCGCGCACACUGUCCCCCAUCUCCCAUGUCCCGCUUUCACCAACGCACGCCAGGAAGCGAUACAGCUCAAUGUUCUCCGCGAUAUCUGAAUCCGAGAAGUCUCAUCUGACGGCAGCUUUAUCUUCGCAGUCCAUUUCAGCUGCAGAUCAGAAGACUACAGAAGACGUUGGAAUGGCGCGGAGAUGGACGCGUUGGAUGCACAAACAAGGUCUCAAGCACCGUGUACUGCCCCUCAUCGUUCUAUUCACGGCGCUGUUUAAAUGGUGCAUCACUCUGGGCUCGUAUUCCGGACAGGGUACUCCGCCACUGUUCGGUGACUACGAAGCUCAGCGACAUUGGAUGGAGUUGACGAUACACUUGCCCGUCCGGGAGUGGUACACGUACGAUCUGAAGUAUUGGGGACUUGACUAUCCCCCACUUACAGCCUACAUCUCGUGGUUAUGCGGCGUCAUCGGCGCGCGGAUCGACCCUUCCUGGUUCGCCUUGGACAGUUCCAGGGGAAUUGAAAACCCUACCAGCAAAAUCUACAUGCGAGCGACAGUUCUAGCCUGCGAUACUUUGGUCUACAUACCUGCAGUGUUAUUCUUUGUACAAACCUGGCAGAGAAAUCGGUCAUCCAAGACACAGCAAGUAGCUUUGCUAACGCUAUUGCUACAGCCAGCUCUGUUGUUGAUCGACUUCGGCCAUUUUCAGUACAACUCAGUCAUGCUCGGACUCACCCUAGUCUCGCUCUGCUGCUUCGCUGUGGGCCACGACCUACUUGGAGCGAUCGCUUUUGUCUUGAGUCUAGGAUUUAAGCAGAUGGCCCUGUACUAUGCACCUGCCAUUGGAACUUAUCUACUUGCGAAGUGUCUAACUUUAGGUUUGCGUGACGGGGUCCAGCUCUUUCUUCAACUUGCAGCGGUCACUGUGAUAUCAUUUGCAGUUCUCUUCUUGCCUUGGCUCCCACCGAUUGCCCCCAUAUCGGCUAUUCUUGAUCCGAUAUCCAGGAUAUUCCCAUUCCAACGGGGCCUCUUCGAAGACAAAGUUGCCAACUUCUGGUGCGCUUCAAACAUCCUCGUGAAAUGGCGGGUCUGGAUGAGCGCCCCGGCCUUGGUCAAACUCUCCGCCGGAAUAACCAUUAUUGGCUUUCUACCCGCUGUUGUAGGCAUGCUCUACAGCGGUUAUAGGCUGGGUGCAUCUGCGGAGAAGUCUAAGCAAGACAGUAAAGCAGCUUCCGAACCAUCUUUCGGUCCUUCUCCCGUUUUGCCCUUGCUACCCUACGCUCUUUUGACGUCGUCUAUGUCUUUCUUCCUGUUCUCGUUCCAGGUUCAUGAGAAGACUAUCCUGGUCCCUCUACUGCCACUUACGCUUCUUCUCUCUGGUGCAUCGAAUAAUUCACCCACCUUCAAACUUGGAGCUCUCGUCAACAAUGUAGCUGCAUUUAGCAUGUGGCCGCUACUCAAGCGCGAUGGGCUUGCGCUGCAAUAUGUUGUAAUUCUCGCGCUUUGGAACUGGAUGAUCGGACACAACCCAUUCAAGCUGCGGCACAAAUCUCUAGUAGACUACCUCUCAAUGGCCAUCUACGGCAUUUGCAUCCUGCUACAUAUUUCUGAAUGUCUCCUUCCCCCACCAAAGCGCCUCCCUGAUAUCUAUCCCGUGUUGAACGUCCUGCUCAGUACGCCUGUCUUUGGCGUAACCUGGCUCUGGUCAAUCAAGCGGUCUGUUGAGGUGUCCUGGGGUGUUGGUGGCCUAGGAUCUCUCUCGAAAGCCUCCUCCGCAGUGCACUCGCCCGGUGCCAAUGGCCACCUUCCGAACGGCGACGGUUCCACGGUCGCCAACCCGGAGGGCGUCACGUCUAGUCUGGGUCUGUCGAUCGUCGGAGAACGACUGUCGGGCUUGCGGACGCGUAGUCUUGGAUAUGCACAGGGCAAAAAGUCUGCAUUGGGGAGCGAGAGUGUUGGUGCAGAAUUCAAUUAGCAACAGCGUGUAUUAGUCAGGCUUUCGAGAUUGGAUGGACCUUAAUAACUGUUCUAUAUAACCCGGGGUAACGGAGUCUGUCCUUAGCGUCGAGCUAACAUUGAAAUAUUGAACG